AUGUGUAUUCUGUUUGGUUCUACUGUAUUAUACUCCACUGUAGAAACAAGAUUUUUACCAUUUGUAUACAACAUCAAAAAAUAUAAGAAUUUCUCUACUAUACCAGAGAAUGAUAGUUCUCCACUAUCUGGGAUUCGGAUAUUGGAUCUCACACGUAUAGUAGCUGCUCCAUACUGCACUAUGAUCCUUGGAGAUCUUGGAGCAGAAAUUAUCAAAAUUGAGAAGCCUGGUAGUGGCGACGAAGCACGAAGAGAUAUUAUCUACGAAUUGGCUAAAAAGUCUGAUGUAUUUGUAGAAAAUUAUAUUCCAGGAAAGUUAACAAAAAUGGGUUUAGGAUAUACAGAUAUUAAAAAGAUUGCACCUCAUCUUAUUUAUUGUUCUUUGACUGGUUAUGGCUCUGAAGGUCCUUAUGCUUCUCGACCAGGUUACGAUGUCAUUGCUAGUUCUAUUGGUGGCCUUUUACAUAUCACAGGCACUAAAGAUGGACCUCCGUGCAAAGUUGGUGUACCUAUGACCGAUAUGGCUACAGGUCUUUACGCACAUGGUGCUAUCAUGGCAGCAUUAAUUCAAAGAUUUAAAACUAAGGAAGGACAGUGGAUUCAGUGUAAUCUUUUAUCUACUCAAAUUGCUAGUUUAAUAAAUAUCGGUUCAAAUUACUUGAAUACUGGCCAAGAAGCAGUAAGAUGGGGUUCUGAGCAUGAAAGUAUUGUGCCUUAUGAAGCUUUUCCAACUAAAGAUGGAUAUUUAACAGUUGGCACAGGAAGUGAUGCUCAAUUCUCUGAUCUAAUUCAAAAGAUGCAGUUAGUAGAAUUAGAUAGCAAUAAAUUUAAGAAUAAUGUUAGUAGAGUGCUCAACAGAAAAGAAUUAUUGAAUAUACUUAGAAAUGAAUUUAAAAAGAGAACGAAUAAAGAAUGGAUGAUGAUAUUUGAGGGAUCUACAUUUCCAUAUGGACCUGUUAAUACUAUAGAACAGGUUUUUGAAGACGAUCAUGUAAAACACAUAGGAUUGGUUAAAGAAAUGGAACAUUCUAUUGUAGGAAAAAUACGAGUUGUUGGACCACCAGUAACAUAUAGUUAUGCUAAUAAUAGUGUCAGACUUCCAGCUCCAAUGUUAGGGCAACAUACAAGUGAAAUCUUGAAAGACAUAUUAAAAUAUUCUGAUGAUAAAAUAAAAAAUUUAACAUUGCAGAAAAUUAUACAGUGACUAAAUUAAAGUAUUAUCGUUAUUUAUAUUUUACUGAUUAUAUAUCCAUUAUUUUACAAUAAUAAUAUAUGAUAUUUUAUUUACGUAAUAAUUUUACAAUUAAACAAUAUAUUGUAUUGUACAAUAAAACUUAUUUGUAUCA
This is a messenger RNA of Polistes canadensis, 1345 nucleotides long. RefSeq names its product succinate--hydroxymethylglutarate CoA-transferase. Gene Ontology annotation, molecular function: catalytic activity. Bases 1 to 1203 code for a protein of 400 amino acids. NCBI's taxonomy places the organism in Eukaryota, Metazoa, Arthropoda, Insecta, Hymenoptera, Vespidae. The transcript has 3 exons. The record is from RefSeq and is a predicted model, not a curated record.